Molecule: messenger RNA, 3495 nt
Organism: Acipenser ruthenus (sterlet)
Lineage: Eukaryota; Metazoa; Chordata; Actinopteri; Acipenseriformes; Acipenseridae
Product: coiled-coil domain-containing protein 87-like
Exons: 9
Coding region: 1-948 (315 amino acids)
Source: RefSeq, a predicted model, not a curated record
AUGAAAUAUGACACCCCCUACCUGUCUGUCGGAGCACUGCAAGCUGAUUCACAGGAGAAGGCCAGAGAUAACGUGUCCGAAGAAGAUGAGCGAGGAUUGAUUAAUGAAAAUGUAAAGCCUUUGGAUUUAGAAAAGGUGUAUGAUUGUGUACCUUGUCCAGAGGAAGCUGAUACAAAACUAUGCCAUGUGCUGGAAUAUAUUGUCCACGUCCUACCCAUCAAAGUCAGUGCCCUGAUAAUGACACUGAAACUCACCAAAUUGUUAGGAGACUAUCGUAAGUUAUGUUUAAAAGAAACAAAAUUAAUUGAUCCAGAUGCAGACCUUCCUCCUUUACUUAAAGCAAUAACCUGCAGCAAGGAUUCCAGACUACUGCUUUUACAACAGACAUUACAGUAUCUGAAAGAAGAGGAGGACAUGAAAUUAAUGAAAACAGUCAUUGUCAAUAAACCAGAGCACCCACAGAGCGCUUUUGUUAAUGUAACAUUGCCUCAGAAAACUAUAGCAAGGACAGCUGAUGAUCGAGUGUCGGACAGAGUUUUAACAGAGAUGAUUGACAUGCAGAUAUAUCCACCUGUAUAUAAUGAUCUGACGGGAGAGAUUGAUGAUUCUUAUGUGAAGUGGUUGGAUCGAAACCUUUUCUUUGGGGAAGAAAUCAGAGAAGUGGACAAGAAAAUUUCAACUCACCACCUAAAAUAUGACCAGGACCCAGCAAUAGAGCCAGUUGCAACUGAAGUUGAUCUGUUAAAGAUGACCUCCUCAACAUUAACCAAGGGAAGAAGAAAGUGGGUGAUCAACCCAGAAUUAAGGCAAGCCCUUGAGAGCCAAACAUCUAAAUGGGAAUGUAGAAAGAAAUAUUACAUAGAUGGCGACCAUCCGAAACCUCAAGCAUAUACAGUAAACCCUGGCUGCAGUGGUGGAUGUCCACAGUUUAUUCUGACAAUUACCUGAAAUAUGUAUCAACCAAGGAGACAGAAGGCAAAGAAGUGGGAUUUUGUACCUGGAAUGUGGAAUGUAAAUUGUAUCUUGCUUGGUGGCCUAGGAGAAAAUCCUGAACCCGAAGGUGCUUUUGUUGUUUGUUUUAUGCCUAAUGAAGAAGCAUGCAUGUAGAGUGCUUAUUGUUAGCUUUCACCAUUGCAACCACAGUUUAAAGUUUCAUGUCUGAAAAAAGCAGUCAAAGUAAGCAAACUUGUAUCUUAACAACUGGCAUCCAUGCAACACAUUUAAUUUAUAAUUAUAUCAUGGAAUCUUAGUUUACAGUAUACAGUAUCUUCAUUAUUAUGUAUAUUUUUUUCUACUCAUUUUGUUUUCAAUUCACAUAUGUUGAAUCAGUAGGAAAUCCAUCAUUCAAUCAAUACUUUGCUGAUAUAUUUUUUAUCUUCAGGAUAGUUAUAAUUUGUUUUGCUACAUAUAUAAUCAUGCUAGAAAUGUAUAAAGCAACGUUAAAGCAAAUAACACAGAACUGAAAUGCUGAAGCCAUGACUAAGAAACCAUGUAUAACUCUAACUGAAAACAACAAAACCAAUUGAGUUGUAUCAUAAAAUCAUAUAGCCACAUUUUUGGAAGGGUACUAUAGCAGUGUUUUUGUAGAUAACACCUUCCUGUUAAAUAUUCUUUUUCCAUGGACCAUUACCAGGUUAAAAAAUAUUUGCAUUUAUACUACAUAUAAUACACCAGUUGUAUUAUUUUGGGGAAGUUCUACCUUAUACAGUAGUCGGUAAUUUCUAAUUUAUGAUGGAUGACCUGGAAAUCACUGUGGUACAAUUGGUAAUAUCUUCCCAUACAAUAAGAACAUGUUUUAUAUGGUGAUUAUGGAUCAUAGUUGGUGAACCCUUAUUUAUUCACUUUCAUUUAUUUUCAUUUCAUAUGGGAUGACACCAAACUUCAACUGAAAUUCUUUUAUAAAAAAUAUAUUUUUAAGUGUUCCUUUAUAAAAGGUGACAGUUUGGCUGAUGUCAUCUGAAAGUUUUUGUAUAAUGAGGUUCUGUUCAUUUUAUGAAAAACAAUCAUCUCAUACACUAGCUCAGAAGUCCGCUGUUUGUUAUUCAUACAUUGUAGUAUAUAGAAAUUUAAAUCUUUAUUACUUUUAUAAGAUAAUCUUCCACGUUUUAAACAUUAGUUCUAACUAUUGGACAGUAUAGAUUAUAUUCUGGCCAGCACAGAAAGAAAACAAAAAUAAAUUAGUAAAUAAAGUACCUGUUAACAACUACAUACCAAACUGUACCCUAUACCAUACUGUUUAGCAUACAUUCUUUUCCUUGUUUAUUUAGGACCUGCUUUUGGAAUAUGUUACCUCUAUUACUAGCUGCAACAAAACAAUCUACAAUAGCAGUAAGAGCAAUAUUGCCAUUUCGACAGUAGUAUCAAUAUGGUUGGUAAUGCUGUGUUUGUCAGAAAAUUAGUUAACAGCCAUGCACUCCGGAAUUUUGUUACUGCCGUUUCUUAAUUACUGAAUCUAUUGAAUAUAUCUAAUAAGAAUGGCCCUCCAGGAUCAAAGUUGCCUACUGUUUCUGCACUGUUUAAAUUCUUAUCAUGAUUCAUUUACAGUUCCUGUGAAACCUUUUAAGGUACAUUUUGCUAAUCACUUCCUUUGUAAAUUAGUGCUGGAAGUAUCUAGAUUCCCAGUCCACCCACCUCUGCCACCACCAGCCUUUAGAUUCACAGCCCACGUCCUUUUACCGUCCCCACACCAGCGUAAGUGUGUGAUGUAACUGUAAUCCUUGGCAGCCUCCCACACAAAUACGUACAGAAGCAUACGCACAUGAACUGCUGUUCUGCUUGUGAAAUAGCUAUUUGUAAAUGUUAAAAGGGAAAUGUACAUUACAUCUGUGGGUUCUUUGUCUCUAGGCAACCGAAGCUUGGGGAAAAAACUGUCAAAUUAAUCCAGCAGAGGGAAUCAUUGCUAGCUAAACUAGAGCAAUUUGAGCAAUAUCCAUCUGAUCCUGACUGAUUUUAUGAACCAGAUACUGUUUAGUGUCAAUUUCUAUUAAUUAAUAUUAAUAAGCACAUGGUCCUUCUAUAGCAGUGUCGUGAACUCUUUUAAUUACAAUUGAGUAUAUCACUUAACUUGCAGAAGUUGUUCAGUUUCUAGUAAAUUAAGCAUAUUGCUUUUUACACUGUAAAAUUGAGGAUACUUGUUUUUUGUUUUUACUACAGAUACAUGUGAUGUUAUACUUAAGGGUUGGAAAAAACUUUUAAAAUACUCUAAAAACUUGUUAUCAUUUAAGCUGUAUAACAGUAUGUCAUAUAUACUGAUAUGUGAAUAAAUGUAUAUUUGGGAAGUUGGCUCUUUUGAGCCAUAUGUGUCUUAAUGUGUAUAGAUAAUAGGCAACAGUGUGGGCAGCAGUGUGGAGUAGUGGUUAGGGUUCUGGACUCUUGACCGGAGGGUUGUGGGUUCAAUCCCCAGUGGGGGACACUGCUGUUGUACCCUUGAGCAAGGUACUUUACCUAGAUUGCUCCUGUAAAAACCCAACUGUAUAAAUGGGUAAUUGUAUGUAA